Molecule: messenger RNA, 3264 nt
Organism: Schistosoma intercalatum
Lineage: Eukaryota; Metazoa; Platyhelminthes; Trematoda; Strigeidida; Schistosomatidae
Source: the annotation of a GenBank genome assembly
GGAAGAUUAGAAACUAGUGAAAAAUAACAGAAAAAAAGAAACUAGUUAGAUAAAUACAAACUUCUUACAAAAUUGGUUAUAAAACAGAUUAGCUUCUUCAAAAAGACAAGAAUUUACUUUUUACAAAGCCUAUUGUUGUUGGUUCACCUUCAUAAUCUGACGUAGCGCAUCUUCUAUAGGUCAGAAACUUUGAAAUCCAAAAACAACUCAAAUCAAGCGAACAGAAUAUCUGGAGAAUAAGUUUAAAAUAUUGGAUGCUGAGUUAAAAAUAAGGAAGUGAUUAUUGAAACACACAUAUAUAUACUCCACAAUCAAAUCAACCACAGCUUUUAUUUAGAAAAUUCUAAAUUCUUACAAACUUAAUUUAACUAAUUGAUUGUCAUAAUAUGAAAUAUUUACUGAAAUCGAGCAUGUAUUCUAUCCAAGUCACCUUGAUAUUUUAUUCAUUUAUACUAUAUAGUGAAGCGAUUCAUUCAGAUGACGAAUUAUUUGCUGUAAAUAUCAAUGGAGCCAAUACAUAUUCCAGUUCAAAUGUACCAGGUGGUCUAUCAGAAUAUUCGAUCGAUGAUGAUUUUAUGCAUAUGCAACCAACAUGCUUUCAGACUGAUUCUGCACAACCUGAUUUAAACGGUUAUCAUUGGUUAAUAAUUGAUUUUGGCAUACAUUUACACCAUAUAAAAGAAAUACGACUUGCACCAAAUCCAUUUCAUAAAUAUUUCGCUACAAAACUCUCAAAUAUUGAUGUGUUUCUUAUACAAAGUGGUGAAUCAUUGGAAACUGAUGAAAUGUUAGCAUCACUAAGACAAACAAAUCAAAGAACACCAAAAAAUAUUAUGUGGAAUUCAAAAGGCAUUAAAUUUUGUCAGUCGACAGGUAAUGUUACAGCUGGUACUCGUGCUGCUACAAUAGAAUGUCCACAAGAAAUGGAUGCAAAGUGGUUAGCAUUACGUAGAGCAGAUGAAUUGGAAAUUUGCCUUGUCAGUGUUUAUGUAAAGAAAGCCUAUAAAGAGUGCUUCAUACAAUAUUCAACAGAAGAACAACAAGUAUGGCCUAGUUUAUCAGGUCAACCAUUUAGUUUUAUACGUCAUUUGUCAAAAUCAGCUUGUCGUGCUGGAUGUUCAGUCAAUAAAAAUUGUCAAGCUAUACGCUAUAGAAAAAUAAGACAUACUGGAGUCUGUGAACAAAUACGUGAUGUCCUACUUUCAGAAGAUCAUACCAGUGUUAUUCCAAAUGAGAGGAAUCCAGUUUCACAUGAUUCUUUACUAAAUUGCGAAUCAGAGAAUUGUAUGAUUGAAUUAAACAAAUGUCAAUUAGGUAGAUUAGAAGAAUUACAUCAGGUUAAACAGUCUGAAGAAAAUGACACCAUAAUAUCAAUCUCUAAUUUGAACAAUGAAUCAAACGACUUACAAAGUGAGAAUAAAUUCUCAUUAUGGGAAAUUCCAUCGAAUUUACAAAAGAUUAAAGCUGAUCAAUCAAAUGAAUUAAAUACUGAAUUAUUAUUUUCUAUUCAAAUGGAUGGUUAUUUAUAUUGUAGUAAAGCUGUUUGUGAUACAUUGAAAAUUUAUUCAAUGGAUAAGAAUAAUGAAGCAAUUCUUUGCGGUGAAAUUAAUUCACUUAUUGUGUCACAUUUAAAUAAAUAUUAUUUAUUUUGUCAAAAUAAUUAUCCAAUGGAUAAAUUAAAAUUUAUUCGUUUAGAAUGGAAUAAUAUGGGUAGAGAAAAAGCGGGUUAUUUACAUGUAAAUAUUACAAAAAUGUUUAUUAGAAUAACAAAAAAUACAAAAUUAUUCAAUAUGAAUUUAAAUUCAAAUAUUAUGCCAAUGACAACUUAUUCAACGAUGCUUGUUACAAACAAUAUAGAGUUGACUACUGAACAACAAUCUAGUGAACAUUUUGUAGAAGUAAAAGAAUAUGAAGUAAAUGAACAAUAUACAACUCAACAACUAAAAAACCAAUUUAAAGAAUUGAAAAAUGAAAAGAAUGAAGAGGGAUUAAAUGUACGGAACAAUCUUCAUGAAACAGAAUUACUUCAACAAUACUAUCAACCUGAAAAAGGUGAAUUAGAAGAUAAAAGAGAAAGAGAAAAAUCAGAAGCUCUACAUCAUACAGAUUCGUAUAAGGGUGAAGAUGAACAAUAUACUGAAAUGAAAGAAACCAAUACCCUUAAUGAAGAAAAUAGUCAUUCAGUCAAUUAUCUGAAUACAAAUACUGAUUAUACAGAAAAUGAAGAAGAUGAAUAUGAUAUGUCGACACUGGAAUCAUUUGAUGAUCAAACAGUAGAAGACGACCUAACAUAUGCAACAGAAAACGAAACGAAUAUGCAAAUGACGAACAUUCAUGACAAACAUAAUAUGUCGCCCAAACAAAAUCACUUAACUGUAACAACCACUGAAUUUCAUGAAGUUGUAGAACAUACUGAGGCCAUUGAUAAUAUAGUUACCGAUUCAUGGGGGCGACAACCAAACUCACAUAAUGACUUAGAUAAAAAUGUAAAUAACUAUCGAAACAAAAAUAUCACGUCAACAAAACUAGGUGUACGUGAAGCGAGAAGAGAAAAAGACCAUGACAAUUUACAAAUAGUUGGACAGCACCAUCGUAAUUUAGAAAAAAAAUCACUUCAAACUGUUCGAGUUGAUGAAAAGCCGAAAAAUAACUCCCUCUUUUCACGUAGACCUCAAUUUAUUCUGAUUAUUGCAAUUACAUUUCUUACAUUUCGAAAGGUUUGGUGAAUUCCGCCGAAGGAAAUAAUGUGAAGUAACAAUGUUUUAUAAUGAAAUUUGAAAAUAUUCAGUGUAUAACAUUUUCAAGUUGAAAUGAGGUUGUCUAUAUUUUUUGUUUGGAAAUAGGAACAUAAUUGUUUUUGUCAAAAGAUCACUUCAUUAUUCCAUAAGGGAACUUUUCAUAUAACUUUCUUUAUCAGGACCUGCCUUAUUCUCCUCUAUAAACAAAUCUAUAUUAAUUAUUUGACUUCAAAAGAUAUUGAACCCGACCAUGAAUUCAGCUGCACUGGGCACAGUCUUUUGUUCUUUCAAAUUCUUGAUUACAAAAUACAGGGAUUUAGGUCAUUUUUUAUAAAUAAUGAUUGACUAUUUGUCGCUUAUUUAACGGCUUUUUGUUUUAUUAUUAAGCGCAACCUCAUGAAGGUCAGUUAUUUUGAAAGUCUUUUUCUCUUCCUUAUGCAAGUUACCUAAAAGCUUAACUUAAAUUUCUUUUAACAUUGUCGUUCUCUUUUUUAAUAUACACCAAAGUGAUGAAAACAUAACGUGU